Messenger RNA from Medicago truncatula (barrel medic), 1044 nucleotides. Its product is annotated as GRAS family protein TF80. The record is from RefSeq and is a predicted model, not a curated record. Lineage: Eukaryota; Viridiplantae; Streptophyta; Magnoliopsida; Fabales; Fabaceae. The transcript has a single exon. The coding region runs from base 1 to 1044 and encodes 347 amino acids.
AUGAGUCCUUCAGACGACAUCCUUGUUCAAAAAUACUUCUAUGAUCUGUGUCCUUUUUUGAAGUUUUCAUACCUGAUCACAAAUCAACCAAUUAUCGAAUCGAUGGAAUGUGAAAAGGUGGUUCAUAUUAGCGAUCCCCAUUGUUCUGAACCAGCGCAAUGGAUAAAUCUUAUACAAACUUUAAAGAAACGUCCGGGAGGUCCGCCCCAUCUGAAAAUUACAGGAAUUCAUGAAAAGAAAGAGGCUUUGGAGCAAAUGAGCUUUCAUUUGACAACCGAAGCAGGGAUUUUGGAUUUUCCUUUACAGUUCAAUCCAAUAAUUAGCAAACUUGAAGAUGUCGAUUUCGAAAACUUGCCUGUCAAGACAGGAGAUGCUGUUGCAAUUUCUUCUGUUCUUCAGCUGCAUUCUCUCCUUGCUACUGAUGAUGAAAUGGUCUCCUCAUCAGGUGCAGCAUCUUUCAAUAUGCAGAGAGCAGCGCACUUGGGUCAGAGGACUUUUGCAGAGUGGCUAGAGAGAGACAUGAUCAAUGCAUAUAUCUUGAGUCCGGAUUCAGCAUUAUCACCUCUUUUUUUAGGUGCUUCACCUAAGAUGGGGAUCUUUCUUAACGCUAUGCGAAAACUACAACCAAAACUUUUAGUGAUUACUGAACAGGAAUCAAAUCUGAAUGGAUGUAAUUUAACGGAGAGAAUCGACCGAGCAUUGUACUUUUACGGUUCACUUUUUGACUGCUUGGAAUCUACUGUUACGAGAACAUCAGUCGAGAGACAAAAACUCGAGAGCAUGCUUCUUGGAGAGCAAAUAAAGAACAUCAUUACUUAUGAGGGAGUCGAUAGAAAGGAAAGGCAUGAGAAGCUCGAGCAAUGGAUUCAAAGACUUAAAAUGGCUGGAUUUGUGAAGGUACCUUUGAGUUACAAUGGGAGGAUAGAAGCGACAAAUCUAUUGCAGCGAUAUAGUCAUAAAUACAAGUUUAAAGAAAAUGAUUGUUUACUUCUUUGUUGGAGUGACAGACCACUUUUUUCUGUAUCGGCCUGGAAAUUUAGGUGA